Eruca vesicaria subsp. sativa (arugula) is the source of this 3479-nucleotide messenger RNA. NCBI's taxonomy places the organism in Eukaryota, Viridiplantae, Streptophyta, Magnoliopsida, Brassicales, Brassicaceae. The record is from the annotation of a GenBank genome assembly.
UCUUAUUUGAUAGAGCGGACAUACAUCACCUACUCUCUCUCUCUCUUUCUUCUUUAGUCUUUACCUUCUCACAUAAUAACCACUCUCCUUUCUUUCCAUUAAACUCUCUCCAAAAUCUUGAAACAAAACUUUUAAACUUGUUCAACGGUGUACACCAAGUAAUGCUCUGUUUUUCUUCUACAUCACUCUCCAGAAGGUUUAUUUGUCCUGAGUUCUCAUAAUGCUACAACAAAUCAGUGUCUGAGAGAACCCAAGUCACUUUCUCGGGAAAGUUUGUGUGUUUUUCUUUCUCAUAAACUCAAAACUCUGUAAUUGGUUUGGUGUUACUCUGUUUUUUUCUUCCCUCAAAGAAUCUUUAAAUUCUUUCUUUUCCUCUGUUUCUUUAAAACGUUUCUUUUUCUAUGUCCACAUGUCGUAGGUCUUCCGCUACAAGCCACGACCAUAGAAUCUUCUUUGUCUGAAUACAAGAAAAAAAACACAAAAGGAUUAUUACAAUUUACGUUUCUCUUACGAAACAGAAAGAAAUAAAUAAAAUAAAAAGAAGUAAAGAAGAAGAAGAAGAAGAAGACUUUGGAGUUUUGUGGGUCAUAAAAAUGGAGAUGAUUACUUUGGCUAAUCACCGAGACUCUUCUGAUAACAUGAACAGACAUUUAGACAGUAACGGUAAGUACGUUAGGUACACAGCCGACCAAGUUGAAGCCCUCGAGCGUGUCUACGCCGAGUGUCCUAAACCAAGCUCUCUCAGACGUCAACAGUUGAUCCGUGAAUGUUCCAUUUUGGCUAACAUCGAGCCUAAGCAGAUCAAAGUCUGGUUUCAAAACCGAAGGUGUCGAGAUAAACAGAGGAAAGAGGCGUCGAGGCUCCAGAGUGUAAACAGGAAGCUUUCAGCUAUGAAUAAACUGUUGAUGGAGGAGAAUGAUAGAUUGCAGAAGCAAGUUUCUCACCUUGUUUGUGAAAAUGGAUAUAUGAAGCAGCAGCUUACUACUGUUGUGAAUGAUGGAAGCUGUGACUCUGUGGUCACAACUCCUCAGCAUUCUCUUAGAGAUGCUAAUAGUCCUGCUGGAUUGCUCUCUAUUGCAGAGGAGACAUUGGCAGAGUUCCUUUCCAAGGCUACAGGAACUGCUGUUGAGUGGGUUCAGAUGCCUGGGAUGAAGCCUGGUCCGGAUUCGGUUGGAAUAUUUGCUAUUUCGCAAAGAUGUAGUGGAGUGGCAGCUCGAGCCUGUGGUCUUGUUAGUUUAGAACCUGUCAAGAUUGCAGAGAUCCUUAAAGAUAAGCCAUCUUGGUUCCGUGACUGUAGAAGCCUUGAAGUGUUCACUAUGUUCCCUGCAGGUAACGGCGGCACAAUAGAGCUUGUCUAUAUGCAGAUGUAUGCACCAACGACUCUGGCUCCUGCUCGCGAUUUCUGGACCCUGAGAUACACAACUAGCCUGGACAAUGGCAGUUUUGUGGUGUGUGAAAAGUCACUUUCUGGUUCUGGAGCUGGUCCUAAUGCUGCUUCAGCUUCUCAGUUUGUGAGAGCAGAAAUGCUUUCAAGUGGGUAUUUAAUAAGGCCUUGUGAUGGUGGAGGUUCAAUUAUUCACAUUGUCGAUCACCUUAAUCUUGAAGCUUGGAGUGUUCCAGAUGUGCUUAGACCCCUUUACGAGUCAUCCAAAGUAGUUGCACAAAAGAUGACCAUUUCCGCAUUGAGGUAUAUCAGGCAACUAGCACAGGAGUCUAAUGGUGAGUUAGUGUAUGGAUUAGGAAGGCAGCCUGCUGUUCUUAGAACCUUUAGCCAGAGACUAAGCAGGGGUUUUAAUGAUGCGGUUAAUGGGUUUGGUGAUGACGGGUGGUCUACAAUGCAUUGUGAUGGAGCUGAAGACAUCAUUGUUGCUAUCAACUCCACCAAGCAUUUGAGUAAUAUAACUAGCUCUCUUUCGUUCCUUGGAGGCUUGCUUUGUGCCAAGGCUUCAAUGCUUCUCCAAAAUGUUCCACCUGCGGUUUUGGUCCGGUUUCUAAGAGAGCAUCGGUCAGAAUGGGCUGAUUUCCAUGUUGAUGCAUAUUCUGCUGCGACGCUUAAAGCUGGUAGUUUUGGUUAUCCUGGAGUGAGGCCUACAAGGUUCACUGGGAGCCAAGUCAUUAUGCCUUUAGGGCAUACGAUUGAACACGAAGAAGUAAGUCUUUCAAAGCUGAGAAAAAAAAACAUUAUCGUUUGUGUUUUUACUAGUUUAUGUGUUUGGUGGUGUUGUGUUCAGAUGCUUGAAGUUGUUAGACUAGAAGGUCAUUCUCUUGCACAAGAAGAUGGGUUUAUGUCCCGGGAUGUUCAUCUUCUUCAGAUUUGUACUGGAAUUGAUGAGAAUGCUGUUGGAGCUUGUUCAGAACUAAUCUUUGCUCCUAUUAAUGAGAUGUUCCCUGAUGAUGCUCCACUUGUUCCCUCUGGAUUCCGUGUCAUACCCAUUGAUGCUAAAACGGGAGAUGACUUAAUAACGUCUAACCACAGGACAUUAAACUUAACUUCUACCCUUGAAGUUGGUCCAUCACCAGAGACUAAUGCUUCUGGAAACUCUUCUUCUAGCUCAAGCUCAAGAUGUAUACUCACUAUAGCCUUUCAGUUCCCAUUUGAAAACAACUUGCAAGAAAAUGUUGCUGGUAUGGCUUGUCAGUACGUGAGGAGCGUGAUUUCAUCGGUUCAACGUGUUGCUAUGGCGAUCUCACCGACUGUGAUAAGCUCGAGUCUUGGCUCCAAGUUGUCACCGGAAUCUCCUGAAGCUGUUACUCUUGCUCAGUGGAUCUCCCAAAGUUACACUCACCACUUAGGUUCGGAGUUGGUGACUAUUGACUCUCUUGGAAGCAAUGACUCGGUGUUGAAACUUAUUUGGGAUCACCAAAAUGCCAUCUUAUGUUGCUCUUUAAAGUUUAAGUCUUGGUUAUGCUUGCAGCCUCAACCAGUGUUCAUAUUCGCGAACCAAGCUGGUUUAGAAAUGCUAGAGACAACACUUGUAGCCUUACAAGACAUUACACUCGAGAAGAUCUUUGAUGAAUCUGGUAGAAAGGCUCUCUGCUCCGACUUCGCCAAGCUAAUGCAACAGGGAUUUGCUUGCUUGCCUUCAGGAAUCUGUUUGUCUACAAUGGGGAGACAUGUCACUUAUGAACAAGCUGUUGCUUGGAAAGUGUUUGCUGCCUCUGAAAACGAUAACAGUAAUAAUAAUUUGCAUUGUCUUGCUUUCUCCUUUGUAAACUGGUCUUUUGUGUAAUAAUCUCAUCUCUUGUGAGAGUAUUAGGAAAUUCUAAUCAAAUUUACAUUUAGACAACUUUUUUUUUGUUGUUUAUGUAAGUGUCUGUCUCUGUUUUGAUAUAUUUAUAUAUAUUUUUAAACCUUAAACCAUAUAGUAAAAAAUAACAAAGAAUCAAAGUAUCUUCAGAACUUCAUGCACCUAGCAGGUAAACCUGUCUGAUGAUUUACAGCAACAAUCUCAGAGACAUUGUUGCAACGAAGAACGUCU